This is a messenger RNA of Cylicocyclus nassatus, 3018 nucleotides long. The record is from the annotation of a GenBank genome assembly. Lineage: Eukaryota; Metazoa; Nematoda; Chromadorea; Rhabditida; Strongylidae.
AUGAUUGCUGAGAUACCACCUCGAACAACCAAAUAUAUUUACAGAUUACUGCUGCUAUGGUGUGUGUCCUUUGUUUCUGGUCGAUUUUGUGACCCAUCCGACUACAAGUACGAGUAUACUGAAUGUCAACCUGAUGGAUCCAGGUGGCGCGUAGCCAUUCCACAUCGGAGCGGGGACUGUGACUUGCCACCACCCACGCGUGGAUUGAAUUGCUCAUUUUCAUGCUCGUCUGGUAAUUAUCUGGACAUAAUGACGCAAUCUUGCCGACCAUGCCCGCCAGGGCAGUACAGUUUGGGAGGUGGAUCAAGAUUUGAAGAGUUCUACACACUGCCUACUGGCUUUUCUAUCGAGAACUUUGAUCCAAGUUCGAUGAGUCUCGACACAUCGCCAGCAAAAGUCGAGGCAUGUCCACCAGAAACUGGCUGGCUUAUUCGAGAUGCUGAGCUACUCUAUGUUCCAACACCGUGCGUAUCUCGCUUGUCAUUUUCUGCCAAUCUCGUUCGACCCGGCUUUGUUGAGUUCUCCUAUCGAAUGCCGAAAAACAACAAGGCUCUUUCGCUACAAGUAGAUGUGCGAAAUCAGCAGUGCCAGAGCUACAGAGAAGCCAUGCAGUCUAUGCUUACAAAAUAUGCUGGAAAUAGUCGGACACACAAAGAGGAAUCGAAUGGGGAUUGGCAAAAGCGAGUAGUUGAUCUGAGAACAGGAGCAAAUGUCGUCAGCUGGACUGUUACGAAUAGCGCAGGAGCAAAAGUGUCAUCGGAACCUAUAAGGGUCUCAAGGAUCGACGUUCUUGGUCUCGCCUUCACACGAGAAUGCUCCCUAUGUCCUGCGGGUACAUACUCGACUGGAGGAGUGGCAGAAUGCACACCUUGCGCUGCAGGCUAUUAUGCCCCAAAAGGUGCCGCUACAUGUGGUCGUUGUCCGCAGACGCAGUUCUCAGGCCCGAAAGCCGAACGAUGCACUGAGCGGCCGGCAUGUCGAUCAUCUGACUACUACCCUGUCACUGAACCUUGCGCAAAUGGGACAACUCGUACAACAUAUAAAAAGGUCCAGCCGGCUGUAUGUAGAGAAGAUCUGCCCGAAGCUGCUAAGAUGCCCUCACCGAGUGCAACACGAGAAUGUCCGCCCUGUAAUCCAGGCAUGGCAAAGGAUUCGAAUGGUGUUUGUGUUUUCUGCCCAGCCGAGCACUUUUCCCAGGGAGAUGCUUGCAUACGCUGUCCCGUGGAGACGGUGCCAAAUUAUGGCUACGAGUACGUUCAGUGGGACACCGUCCCGCCAAAUAUCGUAACUCGAUGCGAGUAUAUUAGCGAAGAAGUAUCGACUGCCUGUGACAUUGGUGAAGCCUGGAUGGCAUCUGGCAGUGCAUUAGUCUCAGCACCUUCACUGCAAAAAGGAAUAGCAUUAGAGAUGGAAUUAACUAUAGCGGAAGGUUUCUCCAAUCCCAUGGCUCCAGUAGAGCAGCCACUAACGCAGCAAGCUCCUGUGGCUCACGUUUCGAUCGUUUUUGAGACAACUUGCGCUGAUAGCUCCUGCGUGCUGUACAUGAUCGAGAGCCCCAUGGAAAGGACGAAAACGUCUCAGUUCCGAUUUCUUGCUGCUUUCAAUGGUACCCAGCCUAGACGAGUCUGGUCGCAUAGCGUUUUGAGAAGAAGAGCUGCUCGGUUCUUGGUCGCAUUCCUCCGCUCCGGCGCGACAUCCGGCGAUGACGCGAUCCUGGAUCAGGCUCGCAUCUUGUCCGUCAAUGUGACAAACGUUGGAACAAAAACUGGCAAACAAGGUGGUGGAGCAAGCCGAUGUCUACCAUGUCCUUCGGGCCAAUUUGGGCAAUGCAUACCAUGUCCACCUGGACAUUUCAUGACCCCUGGGACCCAUCAAUGUGCUUUGUGCCCACCGAAUACGGUAGCAAACACCUCUUCUGACCGUAUCGGUAUCGAGACUUGCAUAACUUGCGGGGAAAAUUUACACGCGCUAGAUGGGGUGGCAUGUAGAUCGCAAGGACUCAUUUCGGUUGUAAAGGACAACAAGACUCUCAACUACGAUCUGUCAUCCUGGGUGAAGAAAACCUGGACAACGACAGCAGUGAAAGUCUUCGCCCGUGAAGGGUCAUCAUAUUACCAUUCGUUCAAUUUCUCACUGUUUGGUGGCGAUAAGGUCGAGUGUAAAGAAGUUUAUGACUCAAGCGAUGCUUUCUCCUUGGUUGAUCAGAAUCGUGAGACCAUAUCUGGAGCAGCCUGCAGAUUGACAGUUUUGCCGGACAUUGGAAGCAAUCAUACCAAACUCGCAUCUGUUUCGCCGUUAUUGCUAGCAACCCGCCUCGAAGAAAUUAGUUUGAAACGAAAUAGAGAGGGAUGGACACUGACAGAUCAACUUCUCGAAUAUGAAGGAACAGAGGAAAAGUCACGUCCGAUUGACAUUCACUUCUGGUACGAUACGGUGGGAGUGCCUUCUGAAGCGUGUCCAAAGGGAAAUGCUUUGGUAAUAACCGUGAGAUGUAUGCCUAACAAAAAACAACCCGAGGUGCGUCUUCCACGUACCUGUCCAGACGGGACCUGUGAUGGCUGCUUAUUCCAUGCUAUCGUUGGAUCCGUACAGGCGUGUCCCAUCUGUGGUAUAGGUGAUUACGACAUGAUCCGAGGCGAAUGCGUCGACGGACAACAAACUAUUCAUUACAUUCCCGACAAGCAUUGCGUUCUGACCGGGAAGGAGGCUCAGUCCAGGAAGGAAGCAUGUUCAUCUUUAUCACAAAAGGAGAAAAUGUUCCUCGCCUUUGGUACAACGAUGUUUGCCAUCCUCUGUGUCGCUUUAGUGAUUAUCUGUCAGAGGAAUAGGAAAUUGGAAUACAAAUACACCCGACUGAUCGAAUCCCGCAAUGGUGAACUCCCAGCUGCAGAAACUUGUGGAUUAGAAGACGAUGAGGAAGACGAGGGCGCUGACCGAGUCAUAUUCGCAAAAGGCAAGCGGAAGAUUUUCGGCGGCCGUGAUACCGAAGCUUUCGUACCGCUGGAGAAUGAAGAUUGA